This is a messenger RNA of Apus apus (common swift), 2533 nucleotides long. It is a transcript of the gene TERF2, whose product is annotated as telomeric repeat binding factor 2. The transcript has 10 exons. NCBI's taxonomy places the organism in Eukaryota, Metazoa, Chordata, Aves, Apodiformes, Apodidae. Gene Ontology annotation, biological process: negative regulation of telomeric D-loop disassembly; protection from non-homologous end joining at telomere; telomeric loop formation. Bases 15 to 1769 code for a protein of 584 amino acids. Gene Ontology annotation, molecular function: protein homodimerization activity; telomerase activity; double-stranded telomeric DNA binding. The record is from RefSeq and is a predicted model, not a curated record. Gene Ontology annotation, cellular component: shelterin complex; nucleus; chromosome, telomeric region.
CACUUCCUGGCGGGAUGGCGGCGCGGCGCGGGCGGCCCCGCCGGGACGCGGGGCUGGCGCGGAGCGGCCUGCGCGAGGAGCGGGUGAACAGCUGGAUCCUGCAGUUCUACUUCCACCAGGCCGUGGCCGCCUAUCGCUGCGGGCGGAACCGCGACUUCCGGCAGCUCCGCGACGUCAUGCAGGCGCUGCUGGUGCGGCCGCUGGAGAAGGAGCCCGUGGUGGCCCAGAUGCUGCGCAUCAUGCAACUCCUGUCACGGAUUGAGGAAGGCGAGAACCUCGAUUGCACCUUUGACAAAGAGUCAGAGCUCACCCCUCUGGAGUCUGCCAUUGGUGUCCUGGAGCUCAUCCAGAGGGAAUUCUCUGUGGCUGAGAAGACGAUGGAGGCUGUUCAGAAGAUGGUGAAGGAAGCUGCUGUUAUUGUCUGCAUCAAAAACAAAGAGCUUGAUAAAGCUUCAAAAAUUGUCAAGAGGCACAUUGGGAAGGAGCCCAAGAGCCAGAAAACCAAGAAUGAGUUGCUGACUCUCAUCCGGGAGAAGAAUUUCUCUCAUCCCAUGGUCAAAAACUUCUCCUACAAGAACUUCCAGCACAACAUGUUCCAGUUCCUGAAGGCCUACAUGGAUGAUUCGGAGCCACAGCUGCUCACGAUCAUGAAAAAGACUUUGAAUUCAGAACACAUCGGAGAACCAAAAAAUUCUGUGAUGACUCCUGAGCCUGCAGGGGGGAGCCUGCUGAAAGAGCAGGCAGCAGCUCCAGAGCCCUUGGGAAGGGCCCAGGGCCCAGCAGGAGCCCCAGAGCCUGCAGAAGCAGCACAAGACCCCAGGGGAGCUGCCAACCCUGAAGAAAGGGCAGAAGACCCUGCAGCAACAGCACGACACCCCGAGGGAGCCCCCAGCCCUGCAGGAAGAGCAGACCACCCCCCAGCAGCUCCCCAGCCUAUGGAAGUAGCUACUGACCCAGCAGCCACUCCCGAGCAUAUUGCAGCAGCAGAUAAUGUCUUGGAAGAUGGUUCUGAGCCUAUGGAAAUACUUGAAGAAGCAGCAGCAGCUGCAGAACUCCCAGGAGUGUCCUUCAGGGACCUGGAAGGGCAGCCCUCUGGAACUGUAACCACCUACGGGAUUUCUGUCCUGAGAGAAGCUUUCAAGAUCCUGUCGGACUCCCAGGAUUCUGAUGAGCUCUUCACCAAACUGGACGAAACAGACUUUUCUUUCCCCAAGCAACUGUCUCCUUCUGUAUCCCACAGAACCAAGAGUCGGAGAGAAGAGGAGUAUCAAGAUUCUGAGAUCUCAGGCCCUCCUGAAAGAUCCCAUAAGGGCAAACGCUUGUUGACCAUAAGCAAACUAGUCAUGGAGCAAGACAGCCAGUGCACCGAGUCGAGUGAGAUCCCAGACUCUUCCCAGGAGCCAGUUGUAUCCUCUGCUUCCAGACCUGUUCAGAAUCUGCAUGACCAGCCUGUUUCUGCUAAGAGUGCCAAGUCCUUGCAAGGAAGGUGGAACAGCUCAUACGGCCAAGAGGAAAAAGACAGUUGGACUGAUGAGGAUGAGCUCUUCUCAGAUGCGGCAUCGCUUGGGAACAACAGCCACACCUCUGCAGUCUUUGGUUCCAAGAAGCAGAAAUGGACUGUACAGGAGAGCGAGUGGAUCAAAGACGGCGUGAAGAAGUUUGGCGAAGGGCGCUGGAAAUCCAUCUGCCUGAAGUACCCCUUCCAGAACCGCACGCCCGUGAUGAUCAAGGAUCGCUGGCGGACCAUGAAAAAGCUGGGAAUCCAGUAAAGUCAUGAGACCUUCAGUGGGAAAACCUUUUUUUCCUUUGGAAAGCUGGACUGGAGCAGUAGCAGCAGGGAGGCUGCUGUGCUCACCCCUGAUGUGUGCUGGGGACUGAGGAGCCUUGUCUCAGGUGCAGCCAUGAGGUUUCAGUCGCCUGUAGGUGGCAGGAGCCACACAGCCUGAUACAUGCUCGGAAAUGGCCUGGAUUGGGAUUUGCUUUUCCACCUGCAGCCCGGUGGGCUGUGGAAGUGACGGUUUGCUCUGCUCAGAGGCUGCAGAAUGGCAGGAUAAUCCUGUUGGGGAGGAUAUGUUUGUGUUUUACUGGUCUGAACUGUGAGUUGUUUGUUUGGUGUGUUUGCACUCAGACCCCUGUGGUAGAGAGAGCAGCACAGAGCCCCCCCCGGGAGGCUGAGGAGGAAGAUGUAGGUGAGCUGAUCUGCUUUGACUUUAGUUCACUUGGUUUUUAUUUGUAUUUCUGCUUUGCCAGUGGCUGGUCUGUGAGUGGGAAUUUCUCCCUCCCAGCUUCUGAGGCUUUAAAAACAUGAUUUUAUUUUGUUUCAGUACUUAAAAUAUUGGUUAUCCCUGUGUUCAAAGUUGCAGUGUUUGCUGAGUUUGGUUGCGUCUUAGGGGCACUUCUGCUAAGGUCCCCCUGUGUUCAGCCCCUGUGAGCUCUGAGGGUGCUGCCUGUUCCCUGCCUCCAGGUCCCAAAGCCAGGCUCCGUGUCCAAGCUUUCUUCUGUACAAUAAAGUUCCUUUCUUGUUGGCUAUUGA